Emericellopsis cladophorae is the source of this 2040-nucleotide messenger RNA. RefSeq names its product primary-amine oxidase. The record is from RefSeq and is a predicted model, not a curated record. The transcript has 3 exons. Gene Ontology annotation, molecular function: primary methylamine oxidase activity; quinone binding; copper ion binding. Gene Ontology annotation, biological process: amine metabolic process. Lineage: Eukaryota; Fungi; Ascomycota; Sordariomycetes; Hypocreales; Bionectriaceae. The coding region runs from base 1 to 2040 and encodes 679 amino acids.
AUGACACCACCGCAUCCUUUCCAGCCGCUCAGUCCAGCCGAGAUCCGCGAGGCAGCUCGAGUCGCACGAGCCGCUUUCCCCGGCCAAAGUCCAAACUUCAGAGUCAUCACGCUUCAAGAGCCACCGAAGCAAUUGAUGAUACAAUGGCUCGAAGCGGGUGAGCAAGGAAAGCCAGGCGUUGAGCAGCCACCUCGGGCGGCCCGCGUGCAAGUCAUAAUUCGCGAUGACACUGGCCCCGGACAGCUGCACGAAGUGCUCAUUGACCUGGACAGUUUGACUGUGGUGCGAAAGGAACAUUUGCCGGGCAAACACCCAUACAUUGACACGGAGUACAUGCAAGCCGUCGAGUCCGCUUGCCGUGCCGACUCGAGGGUCCAGCAGGAGAUCAGUAAACUGCAGCUACCGGCCGGAGCUACCGUUGUCAUUGAACCCUGGGCCUAUGCGACCGAUGGUGAGAUUGACGUAUCUGAGCGCACGUCCAUGUGCUGGUUCUACAUGAGACUGCUGGAGAGUCCUGAUGCCAACUACUAUGCCUAUCCCCUCGACCUGUGCGCUGAAGUGUCGGAACGGUUGGUGGUCACCCAGGUGUACUACCUCCCAUCGUCCGAGCACGACCGCACGUCUGACGAGGGCCGACCUUACGAUCAUCGCAAGGUGCAUCCGACAGCUGCCAGCGAGUAUCAUCCUGACCUAAGACCACCCCCACGCUCUACGACCAAGCCGUACCAGGUGCAUCAACCAGAGGGUCCUUCAUUUGCGACAGAUGGCAACUUUCUCACCUGGGAGAAGUGGGAAAUGCACGUUGGGUUCAACUAUCGGGAGGGGCUGACGCUGCACAAUCUAAAAUACGACGGGCGAAGCUUAUUCUACCGGUUGUCACUAUCCGAAAUGUUUGUCCCCUACGGCGAUCCUCGACGCCCGUAUCCCCGGAAAGGCGCGUUUGACCUCGGCAACGACGGGGCUGGGAUCAACGCCAACAACCUACAGCUAGGGUGCGAUUGCCUGGGGACCAUCAAGUACUUUGAUGCGUGGCACACCACCAGUACCGGCGAGCCCCUGAAGCUACCCAACGUGGUCUGCUGCCACGAGCAAGACGACGGCAUCCUCUGGAAGCACACCAACUUCCGCACGCAGAACGCCGUGGUCACGCGCUCCCGCAUCCUGGUGCUCCAAACCAUCAUCACGGUCAGCAACUACGAGUACAUCUUUGCCUUCCACUUCGGCCAGGAUGCGUCCAUCCACUACGAGGUGCGCGCCACUGGCAUUCUAUCCACCGCGCCCAUCAACAUCGGCGAACAGGUGCCUUACGGGACAGUCGUCGCGCCUGGUGUGCUGGCGCCAUACCACCAGCACAUGUUCUGCCUAAGGCUGGACCCUGCCGUCGAUGGACAUAAGAACACUCUUCAAGUUGAAGAAUCACGUCCGCUCCCGGUAGACGACGACAAUGUGCACAAUCCGUAUUUCAUGGGCUACGAAGCUGUGAAGAAUGAGAUUGAGGAAGAAGGCGGACUGGACCUCGACGUGUCCAAGAACAGAGUGUUCAAGAUCAUCAAUGAGAACAAGGUCAACCCCAUCACAGGCACGCCCGUGGGACUCAAGUUGAUACCCCAUUACAGCCAGAUGCUGCUUGCGCACCCAGAUUCCUUCCAUGCCAGGCGAUCCGAGUUUGGUAAACAUGCUGUCUGGGUGACGCGCUAUCAAGACGACGAGCUCUUCCCGUCAGGUCGAUACACCAUGCAAUCGCUGGGAGGCGAUGGCAUCGAAUCGGCGAUUCAGCGUCGUCAGGCCGAUCCGGAAGGCUCAAGCUCUGUGCGGGACGAGGACAUUGUGGUCUGGCACACAUUUGGGUCCACCCACAAUCCGAGGAUCGAGGACUGGCCUGUCAUGCCGAGCGAGAAGAUGACAGUAGGGCUCAAGCCUGUCAACUUCUUCAGUGGGAACCCAGGUAUUGAUGUUCAGAAGUCGACGCAGGAUCGGAACAAGAGUGCCCUGGUGGAUGGGGAUGCUGGUCGACAUAGCUGCUGUGCGCCGGAAUCAUAG